Messenger RNA from Gamsiella multidivaricata, 1126 nucleotides. RefSeq lists its product as uncharacterized. Gene Ontology annotation, cellular component: mitochondrion. The transcript has 8 exons. Lineage: Eukaryota; Fungi; Mortierellomycota; Mortierellomycetes; Mortierellales; Mortierellaceae. Bases 89 to 1066 code for a protein of 325 amino acids. The record is from RefSeq and is a predicted model, not a curated record.
CUUUCCUUCUCUUCUUUAUCUUUCUCCUCACUCACCUCCCCACUCUUUCUGUGAUUUAUAUACUCUUUUCCACAAUUAUACGAAAGCCAUGUCGGUCCUUGCUAGAAGUCCUGCUCGCCUGUUUGGUGCCGCCCCCCUCAGGAACGCCUACCGCUUCCAUGCUCAGCAACCCGCGUCGCCGGCGCAACUGAGAGUUUUCUCGUCCAACAAGAGCCACUCUUCCUCGUCUGACCCCAGUCAGACACAAGCAUCUGCCCAAUCUGUCCAAACCAGCACCGAUUCGGACAGGGACUCCUCAUCUUCCGGCAAACCGCUGGGGAAGGUCAGCGGCAUCGUCAACAGUAUUCUUCAUGGGUCAGGGUCGCUCCCGAAAGUCCAGAGCCAGGAGUCUUGGGGGGCUUCCUUGUCUCGUGGUAAAUACGUCCAUGAGCUGCAGAAGCAUCGCAUUCGACCUGAGCGCUUCGAUGACUAUGUUCAAUUGGUAUCCGAGGUCUUCCCUAGACUGGUCAAAGAAUCCAACAACAAGUUGCGUUUGACUGGAAGCUGGUUAACGGAAAUCGGCGAGCUAGACACUGCGGUCCAUAUCUGGGAGUUCGAUGGCGGCUAUCUGGGCCACACUCAAGAAAUGAACCGAUUGCGAAAGGACCCGGGCUAUCAAAAGUUCUUGAAAGAUUUGCGACCCAUGUUGCUCAGUCGCGACAACCAGAUUUGUCUCGAGUUUGCGUUCUGGAAAUCCAGGCCACCAGUCGAUCUCGGAGGAAUCUAUGAGAUGAGAACGUAUCUCCUGAAGCCUGGCAAUUUGCUUGAAUGGGAGACAAACUGGCGCCGAGGACUCGAGUGUCGACGCCAGUUUUGCGAACCUGUCGGUGCUUGGUUCUCCCAGCUCGGAAAGCUGAACUAUGUCCACCACAUGUGGAACUAUCCUGAUCUCGAGACACGCAAGAAGACGCGAGAGCAGGCCUGGAAGGUCGAUGGCUGGGCCGAGACUGUGUAUAACACUGUUCGUUUGAUCGACAGCAUGGAGGCCAACAUCUUGUUGCCUAUGGACUUUUCUUCUCUGAAAUAAACGGCAGCGAGUAGAAAACAUAGCUGCGGCUGUUGCAACUAUUAUUGAGCCAAAAAAAAA